CAUUCACAUUGAAAAGUCAAAACAAAAAGUUUAUUUGAAAAUUGUUUGGUCAUCAUGGAGUUCGGUGAAUUAAACAUUACCGCAAGUCGGGCAUUUUGGGAUGAUUAUGAGAAUAUCGAUGGAGACCAGCCCGUGGAACCUAUUCGAAUCGAGUUGAAAUGGUUGGAAGAUCAUUCAAUUGAGGAUUUCAAAAAUGUGAAAACAUUCAUCACUUUGGAAGGCGAACGAAUGCGGAAUCGAAUCAGCCAGGACGCCGUCGUUCCCAUUUGUCAACUUCAACACCAGAAAGUGUUCAUCUAUAUGUCGCGGGAGAAAGAAACGGCGAUUUGCAUAUCGGAAGAGACGAACCUGAACACGUUCGGAACCAUUGGCGAAUCCAUUGCUGAUUUGAUAAAUAGCUCGGCCGUCGAAGAUGUCAAUGUGGUGACUGUGAACACAUUGCCAAUCAGUUCGUAUAAGAUUGGAACAAAUGAGAGGCUAGGUGGUGGCGUAACUAUUCGCGGAAUAAGUUCGGGUAAGCCAUUGGCAGCAGUUCCAGAGUUAAUGGAGCCAAACAUUUUGACUGGAGUUUCAGCAGCAGUUGCAUCGCAUCGUCACCAUCUGAACAAACCGUUUUCCAGCUACGCCAUUUACAUGGACUCAACAAAAACGAGAUUUGAAGCGACACCAGCGAUUACAAGCUUCAUUCAUUCGAUUGGUCUUGCGUCGAACAUUUUCCAUGAAGGACAUCCGAUGGACGAGUCCGGCUUGUACACAUGAUUGAUGGCGCGAUUAUUAUAAAAUAAAAAGAAUUUGAACAGCGAAAA
This is a messenger RNA of Bradysia coprophila, 806 nucleotides long. RefSeq names its product Proteasome assembly chaperone 1 (gene PSMG1). Lineage: Eukaryota; Metazoa; Arthropoda; Insecta; Diptera; Sciaridae. Gene Ontology annotation, molecular function: proteasome binding. The record is from RefSeq and is a predicted model, not a curated record. Gene Ontology annotation, biological process: proteasome core complex assembly. Gene Ontology annotation, cellular component: endoplasmic reticulum.